GCCGCUCAAACAAUUCCAGCGUCUGUGCACACCGGUACCGGAACAUCUGCACCAUCACUCCGCUGCUCCUUACCACAGGACCAGCUCCGAACCACAGCCGGAACCAGCCAUCACAGCUUCUUUGCAACAUUCGGAUCAGUCUUAUAGCCACUCCCUGUGAAGUCGCUACUUGCCGCUACGAAGCAGGAGGUCUGAGCCACCUCGGAAGGCCUCUGGUGUGAAGUUGGUCCGUGGGAAGCCAAGAGAUGAAGAUAUGUUUUGUGUUUGUGGCAGCGCUGCUGUUCUCCGCCGUACGAGCAUUGUGUCCGGACAAAGAGCCAGGACUAAAGCCAUGGAUGCCUGGACAUAGUGAGCAUCAUCGUGUCGUCAUCGGUUACGGCAGGAAGGUUCUCCUCACCACUUCUGCUACCGUACACUCCAUUGAGAUCCAAAAUGGAGGAAAGCUGGUGAUUGCUGACACCAACCGGCCCAUUCUUCUUCGAACAAAACACAUUCUUAUUGGGAACAAAGGGGCAUUGCACAUUGGAAGCCCAGAUUGUCCGUACAAGGGCAACCUCACCAUUUCACUGUUUGGAAGGUCAGAUGACAGUGAUCAGGAGCACACCUACUUUGGCCGCAAGUACAUCGGCGUGGGGACUGGUGGUUCUUUGGAGAUCCACGGGGCUAAGAAGCUGUCAUGGACUUUUCUCAACAAAACCCUCCACCCUGGAGAGAGCAAGCAAAACAAGUACCUGUUUGAGAGGAGCUGGGGGAACCGAGGCAUGAUUGUCCACGUCGUUGACCCCAAGAAUGGGGAGGUUUUGAGAGACGACAGAUUUGACACGUAUCGCAGCAAGGAGGAGAGUCAUCGGCUUGCAAAGUAUGUCGACGACGUGGAGACGGGCCUCAUCGUCGCCAUGGUGGUCAGUGAUGAGGCCUCAAACAACUUAGAGGACUCGGCCAAAAGGAUCAUCACCAAACUUGGCAGUCAGCACAUCGGAAAUUUAGGAUUUCGACAUCCAUGGUCUUUUAUUGUGGUGAAAGGAAACGUGUCUUCUGCUGUGGAAGAUCAUGCUGUCUAUCAAGGGACAAAAGCCUCCUCAGAGGCCAGAAGCUCUCGUCUUUUUCAACUGAGCAAAGCGGAGCAUUUCACUGUGACGGCCAGCAGCCAGUGGAUGCAAGAGGCUGAGUGGACAGAAUGGUUUGACAGGGAUGAUGAGAGGGGAUCCGGCGACUGGGAGAAGCUAACAGAUCUGCAUCAAGCCUAUCCUGACCGACUGUGUAAGAGUCCACUGGACAUUCAGGCCGAAACCCACGAUGGCAUCUCGUCAAACCAGACAGGCGAUGUGAUCCACAAAAAUGAUAAAGAUUAUGGCUUUGUCUGCCGCAAUAAGGACCAAGCUCAUGGCCUGUGCCACAACUACAGAGUCCGCUUCCUGUGUGGGAAACUGGUUCGUCCUCAGGCGUCCAUUUCCAUUGACCUGUUGUCCAACAGCACCAUUCUGGAGCUUGCUGACCAGCCAGUCGGAUGGCAACCUGGAGAUCAGGUGGUGGUGGCCAGUACUGACUACAGCAUGCACCAGACUGAAGAGUUUCACCUCAUGGCGUGUCCUACUUGCACUCCCAACCAAGUUAAAGUUCAAGGUAAAGCCGUGUUUAUCCACAUGGGUGAAGAGGUGGAUGGUGUGGACAUGAGAGCUGAGGUUGGUCUGUUAAGUCGUAGCAUCCUACUUCGUGGUGAGAUGGAGCCCAGCUGUUAUGGCAAUGAAGCCUGCAAGUUCUUUGACUUUGACACCUUUGGAGGACAUAUAAAGGUGGAGCGAGGAUUCAAAGCCGCUCAUAUAUCAGGCAUGGAGCUGCACCACAUGGGUCAACAGACCAUGGGACACUACCCCGUCCACUUCCAUAUGGAUGGUGAUGUGGAUGAGAGGGGAGGCUACAACCCCCCCUCCUCUGUCAGUGAUCUGUCUAUCCACCACUCGUUCUCUCGUUGUGUCACCAUCCAUGGUUCCAAUGGGCUUCUGGUCAAGGACGUGGUGGGCUACGACGCGCUCGGCCAUUGUUUCUUCACAGAGGACGGUCCAGAGGAGAGAAACACAUUUUAUCACUGUCUGGGCCUCAUGGUCCGAGCAGGAACUCUCCUGCCUUCAGACAGAGACAGUAAAAUGUGUCGUGACAUCACUGAUGGAGCCUACCCAGGAUACGUCGCCAACCCACGGCAAGACUGCAGCGCAACUUCAACUUUCUGGAUUGCCAACCCCAAUAACAACCUCAUCAACUGUGCUGCUGCAGGCUCAGAGGAAACCGGUUUCUGGUUUAUUUUCCACCAUGUACCCACCGGACCCUCGGAGGGGUUAUACUCGCCUGGGAAAACAGAACACACACCUAUGGGUCAGUUCAGCAACAACAGAGCCCACUCCAACUACCGGGCUGGAUUCAUUCUGGACAAUGGAGUCAAGACCACUCAGGCCAAUGACAAGGACAAGAGACCCUUCCUGUCGCUGAUCGGAUCCAGGUAUGGCCCCCACCAGGAUGCUGACCCUUUCAAACCCAGAGUUCCUGCUCUCAUUCACCAUUUUGUAGCCUACAAGAACCAGGAUCAUGGUGCGUGGCUGAGAGGAGGGGAUGUCUGGCUUGACGACUGCCAAUUUGCAGAUAAUGGCAUUGGCCUUACUCUGGCAAGUGGAGGGACAUUUCCAGAUGACGAUGGCUCUCGUCAGCAAGUGAAGAAUUCUGUGUUUGUUGGUGAAAGUGACAAUCACGGGAUGCCGCUCCCUGAUAACAGUAUCUGGGGCCCAGGCGGUGCUGACCCCACUGGUAGAACCCUCCCGCGGGGCAUUGAUUUCCCAAUCCGGGGCAUGCAGAUCUACGAUGGACCCAUCAACGUGCAAAACUGUACAUUUCGCAAAUACACGGCUCUGGAGGGACGCCACAGUAGCGCUUUUGGUUUUCGACUCAACAACUCAUGGCAGAGCUGCCCAAACAAUAAUGUGACGGACAUCACCUUCGACCAUGUACCUAUCACAUCCCGUGUGUUUUUUGGGGAGCCCGGUCCGUGGUUUAAUAAAAUGCAGAUGGAUGGGGACAAGACCACCAUUUUUCACGAUAUUGACGGCUCGGUUAGCGAGUAUCCGGGCGCUUACCUGGUUAAGGACGACAACUGGCUGGUGCGCCACCCAGACUGCAUCGAUGUGCCUGAUUGGAGGGCUGCCAUCUGCAGUGGCCACUACGCACAGAUCUACAUCCAGACACGUAAUCCCGCCAAUCUGAACAUGCACAUUGUGAGAGAUGAGUACCCCGAUCGACCCCUGACACUAGAAGGCGCUCUUGGGAAGAGGAAGCACUACCAGCAGUUCCAGCCUGUGAUCACCUUGGCAAAAGGCUACACCAUCCACUGGGACCAAGCAGCACCUGCCGAGGUCACCGUCUGGCUCAUUAACUUCAACAAAAAAGACUGGAUCAGUGUGGGCAUCUGCUACCCACAAGGCACCACUUUUGUCGUCAUCUCAGACAUCCACAAUCGUCUGACCAAACAGACCCACAAGACAGGAGUCUUCAUGAGGACCACGCAGAGGGAGAAGAUCAACCACUCACACCUGACCAGAGGCUACUACUACUGGGAGGAAGAUACAGGGUUGCUCUUCCUGAAGGUACAGGCUCAUAACGACAGGGAGCGGUUUGCAUUCUGCUCCCUCAAAGGAUGCGAGAGGGUGAAGAUCACAGCCAUCAUCCCGAAAGGAAGUCCAGCUAGCAACUGCAUGGCUCGAGCCUAUCCAAAAUAUGCCGAGCUGCCUGUGGUGGACGUCCCCAUGCCCAGAAAGAUUCCCAAUGAAAGACUGCCCUCUCCAGAGCACUUACUGGAGGUUAAAAUGGAGUCCUAUAAUACUCGCUUCUACCACAUCAAGGAGGACUUUGCCUUUACUGAGGUCAAUGGGAAGAAGUUGUACCAAGCAGAAGAGGGCGUGCACCUGACGGUCAUCGACGGGCAUGACGGGAAGGUGGUCGAGAACAAAGCAUUCAGGAACGCAAUCCUUCAGGGUGUCCCUGCCCAAGUAGACAAGUACAUCAGCGAACUGAGAGAUGGUUCAAUUGUUCUCAUGACGUCCAAAGGUCGUCUGGUGACAAGAGGAAUAUGGACCAAAACGCUGGAACGACUUGGAGCCGACCCAAACGUCAAACUCAAAGAUAAGGUGGCCUUUGUUGGGUUCAAGGGCUCCUUUCGCCCAGACUGGGUUCGAAUGGAAGUGGACCCCAACCGAGCCAAGAUCCACCAGGUCCUUCCCAUCCCUGUGGUCCACAAGAUGAAGCUAUGAGUGACGUUGUGACUACAAAGAGACUAUGCGGGCCUCGUAUACCCAUAAAACAAAAAAAUACACACAUAUAAUACACUCACAUAGUCAGCUGACUCGGCUGCUUCAAGCCACGGUUCCAAGACCAAGUGGUGUGUUUUGUGUUUGGAUGUGUUGGGAAUGAGAAGGAGUGUCCACCGUGAUUUUUUUUACAGUCGUGUAAAAAUCAGGACACUCCAUUCUGUUCUGUUUUCACGUGGCUGUAAAUGACAUUUGUGGCGCCCUCUGUGGGUUGUGUUGAAAAUGCUUUGUAAGACACGCUAGCAUACACGUAAUACAGAUAGCCUCAAAGUUUUAUCAUCUAUAGACAAACGCUCCAUGACAUAUGGACAAGUCGUUGCUCAGUGUCCCUUCGAAGAUGUUUUGUUUGAUGUUUUUCAACCAAUCUUGUCAGCCCCCGAGUGAUAAUUUGGCGGAGCGUUACAGUAAAGUUACAGUGGGUGGCUUUGUGGCGGGCAUUGAACUGUGUGAGAAAAUUCAAUUCAAGGGUCAAACUUGGGGGUUUAAUCACCGCAUAGCUAGCGUCCAUGUUUUGACACAUUUUCACUGGUUUGUGUGCAUCGGUUCAGCAGUAGAAGAGUUACACCGUGGGGUGUCCUGUUAUAGGUGGAACUGGACGGUGUUGCUAGAGCGGGUUUGUCCAAAGUCCAGCCCAUGGGUGGGCCUUUUGUUUUGGUUAAAAAAAAAAAAACCUGGCAUAUUAAAAAAAAAAUUAUUUUACAUUAGAACUUAGUAGCAUAAAGUUGAAAUACUACAGAAAAAAAAGUUCUCACAUGAAAAAACACGAAAACUUAUUUGGAAAAGGUGUGUCAGAUAGAGGAAUAAAGUCAAAAUAUUGUGGGAAUAAGUCAUGAUUUUGAGGGGAAAAAAGGAAACAUUGUAAAAUAAAUAAGCAGCAGCAGAAAUAAAUAAAAGAAACAGCUGUAAUAAGAAUAAAGUCAAAAUAUAAACAGACAAAUGUUGUGUGCUAAGGAGAAAAAGGUCAAAAUUUUACAUGAAUUAACUUGUAAUGUAAGAAAAUGUUUUAAUUUUAGUAGCAUAGACUUGAAAUAUUAAAGAAAAAACAUUCUAUUUUUCAAGUCAUUAUAUUAUGAGAAACAAACCAAACGAAGUCAUCAUUUUUGAAAACUCGUUUGCUCAAAAGUCAAAAUAUUAUGCGGAUAAAGACAUAAUAUUACCAGAGGAACGUUUAUGAAUAUUAUUUCAGAGGACAGUCGAAAUAUUUGGAAAGUUUAAAAAACAACAGCAAAAAUGGCAGGAAGAAAGAGCAAACGGUGAAAUUCAUAGUCAUAUUUCAUUUUCAUUUUUCUUAUCAGUAUGUGGGGGGGGGGACGCAGUACAUUUGUAACAUUAGCUUACGCGUGUGUACUUUAUCAUUUAAAAGCAAUGAUGCAGGCUUUGCUUGUCGGUAUUUGGUGUCGUUUACACAACUAUCGCAACUCUGCAUUGGAACUUUUACGAUGUCAGCCGCAAUGAUGCAUCUGGAAAAAAAAGACAUAGUGUAGCUUAGAAGGGUACUUUAAGUGGCGUCGGGAAGAAGAAGAAUUUGAUCCCCUGCUGAUGUUGUUCAUUGACCCCUUUACAAAGAUGACAAACUGUAAAAGAAGACAUUAAUAAACGUUAGAAAUUAAAUAGUAUUUGAAUAAGGGACCGUAUGGGAACUCCUGUUUACCAAUACAGUAGGUGGUGGAAAAAUGAGUACCAUAAAUUCCGGACUAUUGAACGCACCAUCAAAUGUACAUCAGCAGCAUCAUUGUUAAGCAUGUGGAAAGAAGAAGCAGCUUACAGUUAGAUGCCCAUAAAAAUGUCUAUUAUGUCACCAUUUACCCAAACACCUCCCUUGCUCACAGUGCAACCAAAAAUACCACACAUUGUACCUGCACCAAACAGCCUAUGUGGGUAUCGAAAUAAACACUUACAAAUAUGCAUGCAAAACAAUACUUUAUAUGAAUUUAGCAUCCGCAAGGCAUGUUGGGUAACUUUGGUUGCACCGUGAGUGAGGUCGGGAUUUGGGUUAGGGUUAGGUUUACCAAUUUUAGGGUAAAUUAAAUGGUUUUCUACCAAUAAAACAGCUUAAUUAUGGAGGUUGUAAAGACAAUAUGUUAGGUUUCCCAACCUUUUGAUCAAAAGUCGGCAAAUAUGCGGGGUUACAACUUCUGAAUCAUGAAUAUACAGGGUUCCACUUUACAUGUACAGUUACACCCUUACCUUAGCUGCUUAAAAGCGAGAAAUGGCAUUCCAUUGUAUGCACCUUGUCCAGUUUUACAGCAUUUGGAAAGUUUUCCCACCCGACAUUGUGAUGAUUCCCAGUCAGUGUUUGCAAUCCAAUUUAAGCAGCAAGGAACAAAACGAUCAAAUAUUUUUACCAGCGUCAAAUCCAAUUCAGAGAUUCAUUUUCUUUGCCGAAAUAGCUGGUCUUUUUUCGGAGGGUGUAGCAGUAUUUUAGUGUUUUGUAUGUUUGAUGUGUUUUUAAAAAAAUCAGCAGAGAAGAGAUAUAUUUUAUACUUAUUUAUUGUACAGACACAACCCAUCUCCAUCAUCUGAGUUGUACUGUUGUCACUGUCCUGUGUGUAUACUUUAGGUAACAUGCGAUACAUCACUCUCCUGCUAACGUGUAUACAGUUGUGCUCAGAAGUUUGCAUACAGUCAUCAUGGGCAUGAAUGUCACAUUGCUGUAGGGGUUUUCAUUAUUUAUUUGAAUCGAACUUUAUGCUGGGUGGAAUGAUCAGGCAUCUUCAGUGUACACAAGAUAACACACAACUAAUAAACACUUAUAGCACUAGAUUCAUCAUUUUUUUCUUAUUAUUUUCUUGCUUAAUUCUAUUUUUUUAAUUUGCUGUGAGCCAUAAUUAGGACAUCCCUGUACCAAAACAUAAAACAAAAAUCAAUGUGAAUACUUCAAAACAUAUAAUAUUAUAAUAUAAAUAUUAUAAUAUCUAGAUUUCCAUCUCUUUGAAGUAUAUUUAGAAAAAGUAUUGCAAAUUUUAGUCAGAUUAAUCAGUUUUUAUUAAUUAAUAAAUCAUGAUUAAUCACCAUUCGCAACUAUGUCUGAAAUAUGCUAUUUUGUCUGUAUUCAAUGAAGAGAAAAAUAAAUGCCAGGACAGCAUUAUAUAUAUUUGUGUGUUCAUGUCUCCAAAUCAACUGAAUUUAUCCAUCAAGCUAACACUACUCUCUCUCUCUCAUUUUAGUGUGAUUAUGCGUUCAAAGAUAUCAUGUGUAUUGUCCAGGACACUAAAAUGUAACAAAUUGUACAUCCGAAUUAAGAGUAACGAAAUGAGUGAUAAGAAUAUCCAUUUUUAUUUUUAAUCUUCCUCUUUAUUCACAUACACACACGCAAACACGCAUUAUAGAGCUAACUUUGUGAUGUACAGAGUGUCCCUGAAUACAUCUCGUGUUCUUGUAAUGUCAAUGAGGAAGUGUCAUUCCCGGGAUGAACAGGCUAGAGACGUGUGUGAGAUUUGAUAUCCAUACAGUACAUGCCAUAUACUGUAUAUGCCAUAUACUGUAUAUAUACAGUAUAUAUACUAUGUAUAUACACCAUAUACUUUAUGGUGUUGGGAUUCAGGUCAGAAUGAAGUUAUAAACGAGCGGCAGACUCUGUGUGACUGUGUGGUGACGCUCUGCUAUGCUUGUUUGACGUCAUAAGAGUCGUGUGAAUGCUUGGUGCGCAUGCGUUAAUCCAACAAAAAACAUCUAAUGUAAUGAAAUAUAUUAGUUAGCGCCUUACUUUUGACAGCCCUAGAAAACAAACACAAUUUACGAUGUAUAUAUGAGCAUUAUUAGUGUGUAUUAUUUUGAUUGUGUGUACAUGGAUCAUAAAAAGAACGGUUCAAAUAAGUCAUAUGACAUUCAUGGCCAUGAUGACUUGUUAAGAGUAAACAAAAUGGAUGUGUUGUACAUGUGAGUUUUGUCAGUUGAAAAAUAUGUUUGUCUUCUGAGACUUUUGUACAGAAAUAAAUCAUGCUGAACAGAGUUUGGUGUCUUGUUGUUACAACAUUCAAUCUUUUUCCGACCGCCACCUCUGUAAAAGUC
Doryrhamphus excisus (bluestripe pipefish) is the source of this 8360-nucleotide messenger RNA. RefSeq names its product cell migration inducing hyaluronidase 1 (gene cemip). The record is from RefSeq and is a predicted model, not a curated record. NCBI's taxonomy places the organism in Eukaryota, Metazoa, Chordata, Actinopteri, Syngnathiformes, Syngnathidae.